This is a messenger RNA of Raphanus sativus (radish), 1435 nucleotides long. Its product is annotated as probable serine/threonine-protein kinase PBL7. Gene Ontology annotation, molecular function: protein kinase activity; ATP binding. Gene Ontology annotation, biological process: protein phosphorylation. Lineage: Eukaryota; Viridiplantae; Streptophyta; Magnoliopsida; Brassicales; Brassicaceae. The record is from RefSeq and is a predicted model, not a curated record.
UUCAUGUAAAAGCUAAAAGUCCAGCGAUUGGCCGCGUGUCCACAUUUUCAAAGUUCUGGACUUCUCUCGCUUUCGAGAUCAUCGAAACAAAGAAUUAUUGGGAGAAGCUAAAUGGGUUGGAUCCCGUGUUCUGGGAAGAGUUCAAAGAGAAGGAGGAAGAUUGACGAAAAGCUCGACAGAACUUGCUCUGUCUCUACUUCAGAGAAAUCGUCGGCGAGUGAAUCCAAAAGCAAAGGGUCUGAUAAUAUUGUGGCACAAACGUUUACGUUUUCUGAGCUAGCUACUGCCACCAGAAACUUCAGGAAAGAAUGCCUUAUAGGAGAAGGAGGAUUUAGUAGAGUUUAUAAAGGAUACUUAGCAGGCACUAGCCAGAGAGCGGCUAUCAAGCAGCUUGAUCAUAAUGGUUUACAAGGAAACGGGGAGUUCCUCGUUGAGGUUCUCAUGUUGAGUAGUCUUCAUCACCCAAAUCUUGUUAACCUAAUUGGUUAUUGUGCUGAUGGAGACCAAAGGCUUCUCGUCUAUGAGUACAUGCCUCUAGGGUCACUGGAAGAUCGUUUGCACGACAUAUCACCUGGUAAACAGCCUCUUGACUGGAACACCAGGAUGAAAAUAGCUGCAGGUGCUGCAAAAGGCUUGGAGUAUCUGCACGACAAAACCAUGCCUCCGGUGAUCCACCGGGGUUUGAAAUGCUCCAAUAUUUUGCUCGGAGAUGACUACUAUCCCAAGCUAUCUGACUUUGGUUUGGGUAAACUUGGCCUGGUGGGUCACAAGCUUGAACUCAGUCGUUUAUACGGAUACUGCGCUCCAGAGUAUGCAAUGACAGGCCAGUUAACACUCAAAUCAGACGUUUAUAGCUUCGGUGUGGUUCUUUUGGAGAUUAUAACUGGUAGGAAAGCCAUCGACAAUUCAAGAUCUACUGGAAAGUAUACUCUGGUCGCAUGGGCGAGGCCUUUAUUUAAAGACAGGAGAAAAUUCUGUCAAAUGGCAGAUCCAGUGAUUCAAGGUAGAUACCCUCCAGGAGGAUUGCGCCAAGCACUCGCUGGAGCAGCAAUGUGUGUGCAAGAGCAACCAAACCUAAGACCUGUCAUUGCUGAUGUUGUCACUGCACUCAAUUACCUCGCCUCCCAGAAGUUUGAUCCUAUGGCUCAGCCCGUCCAAAGCUCCCUUUUCGCUCCGAGUCCACCUAGAUCAGAGAGGGUCUGAAAAAUAAACAAAUCCCAAUAAUUGUUAACCCUUAGACCGAUCCUGAGCUGUGUUUUGAGGGGGGAAUAUGUUUCAGUAUAUGGUAUUGAGUAAUGGUCUUAAGAGCUGUUUGUAGAUAGGAAUGUGUAAAGAAGAAAGAGAAUUACAUAGAGUUCGGUUGUAGCCUGUAGGUGAUGUUCUUUGACUAUGUAGCAUUUGUGUUCAGCAUAUGGUAUUUAUAGUUCAUAUGGUA